This is a messenger RNA of Macaca mulatta (Rhesus monkey), 1369 nucleotides long. It is a transcript of the gene CA5B, whose product is annotated as carbonic anhydrase 5B. NCBI's taxonomy places the organism in Eukaryota, Metazoa, Chordata, Mammalia, Primates, Cercopithecidae. Gene Ontology annotation, molecular function: carbonate dehydratase activity; zinc ion binding. The record is from RefSeq and is a predicted model, not a curated record. Gene Ontology annotation, cellular component: cytoplasm; mitochondrion.
AGGGCAUGAGGGGGCGUAGCUCUGAUGGGCUGGCGUGCAGGCUGCGGAUGCUAGGUUCGUGAUCUGGAGAGACGCUCAGGUUAUUAGGUUCCUGCAACUUAACUGGGAACUGAUCAAGAUUUCAAGCUAAGAUGGUGGUGAUGAACAGCCUAAGGGUCAUUCUUCAAGCAUCUCCAGGCAAAUUGCUGUGGAGAAAGUUCCAGAUUCCGAGAUUCAUGCCAACGAGGCCCUGCAGCCUCUAUACUUGUACUUACAAAACCCGGAACCGAGCCUUGCAUCCACUCUGGGAGAGCGUGGACCUGGUUCCCGGGGGUGAUCGACAGUCACCCAUCAACAUUCGGUGGAGGGACAGUGUUUAUGAUCCCGACUUAAAACCGCUCACCAUCUCUUAUGACCCAGCCACCUGCCUCCACGUCUGGAAUAAUGGGUACUCUUUCCUCGUGGAAUUUGAAGAUUCUACAGAUAAAUCAGUGAUCAAGGGAGGACCCCUGGAACACAACUACCGAUUGAAGCAGUUCCAUUUUCACUGGGGGGCCAUCGAUGCCUGGGGUUCUGAGCACACCGUGGACAGCAAAUGCUUCCCAGCAGAGCUGCACUUAGUGCAUUGGAAUGCAGUCAAAUUUGAAAACUUUGAGGAUGCAGCACUGGAAGAAAAUGGUUUGGCCGUGAUAGGAGUAUUUUUAAAGCUAGGCAAACAUCAUAAAGAGCUACAGAAAUUAGUGGAUACUUUGCCGUCAAUAAAGCAUAAGGACACCCUUGUGGAAUUUGGGUCAUUUGACCCUUCCUGCCUGAUGCCUACCUGCCCAGAUUACUGGACCUACUCAGGGUCUCUGACUACCCCACCCCUCUCCGAGUCUGUCACCUGGAUCAUUAAGAAGCAACCAGUAGAGGUUGAUCACGAUCAGCUUGAGCAAUUUCGAACCCUGCUUUUCACUUCUGAAGGGGAGAAGGAGAAAAGAAUGGUGGACAACUUCCGCCCUCUUCAGCCACUGAUGAAUCGCACUGUCCGUUCAUCCUUCCGGCAUGAUUAUGUGCUGAAUGUACGAGCGAAAUCCAAGCCGGCGACCAGCCAAGCAACCCCCUAAAACGUUCAUAUCUAGGCAGUAUUUUGCUUUUGCUAUAAUAUAUACUAGCUUACUAAAAAUUGUUAACUAGACUAUUCUAAGUGCCUGCAUUUGAUAAUAUUUACAGAUGAGCAUUUCUUAGCAUGAGAGUGCUUCAUCAGUCUUUGAGGAAAGUGAUUCGGUACCAGCUAGGAGACACAAGUUUCUCUUGCAGCUACCUGCUGGUAAUUGUAAUGCCUUUUUUUUUUCUUUUUUUCUUUUUUUUUUUCUUUAAGAGACUAGGUCUUGCUCUGUUGCCCAGGCUA